UCGCGUCAUCGCAUGCAAACAAAACUGAUGUUGCUUUCGGUUUAUUAAAACUUUUUAAAAUCGUAAGAAGUAGUAAAUAUAUAUUUCGAUGGACUUCACGGGCCAACAUAGUGAGCUUUGAGUUUGGUUUAUUGGGUAUUGCAUUACUUAUUAGAUCUUGCCAACUUGCUGCUAAAUAAUAUUGCAUCAUCAGAUCAUCUGUGCGAAAAGACCAAGCUGCUGCACUGCUAGGACCACCUGGAACAGGAUCUAUAUCAUUUGCCCUGCCUCAGCAGUAGAAUCUCCAGCUCUUUGACAGGAUAUCGCAUGAGCAAACCUGACACUUCGCGUCUUCAUCAGUAGCGCUCUCUUCCCUCCCAAAUCUUAUGGCCACUUGUGAGAUGCCUCUUAAUAGUCCGUCUCCGGAGUUUCUCGUGUGUGCUGGUGCGUUUGCAAGUGUUCUCGUCUUGAAGUACUGGCUUUCACGGGAAUCGGAUAGAAAGGAUAGCGAGCAACGGUUACUUUCCUCCAUACCUUUAAAAAAUCCUUCGCGAGCAGAAGCUGAUGCUCGUAGCAACGAUGGGCCUCCAACCGCGUCGUUGGAACCAUCUGCAGCGCGGGUUCAUAGUGGAAGCCACACGGAAGCUCCCGAAUGCGCACCAAACGGCCAUGUAUCCGGAAUUUCUCGAGGUUUGAUUCCGGUCAAUGGCUUGGAAAACUUGGGUAACACUUGUUACAUAAAUUCGCUGAUCCAAGCUGUUAUAUGUAUUCCGGAGUUUAUCAGCUGGAUGCGGCGCUCGCAAAUAACUGUAUGCCGUAGGCAAGAGACGAAGAACUGUGGUGAAAAGCAGCCACUGGAUACUCCAGUCAAAUUUAGACGCGCUCUUGUGCCUGCCAGCGAAAGACGAACUCGCAACUUCUUUCAUUCUUUGCUACGUUUGGAGGAGGUGUUGGGUUAUCGAAAUGGUGCAAAUCUAAAGCGUUAUGCUGCAGCGUCGUUGAUUAGUGCAAUGUUUGAUGGUUUGGAUCCAACGGUCUGCCAUUAUCAGCAGGAUCCAGAUGAACUAUUCCUGUACAUGAUGAACUUGCUCUCCAAAUCAUGGAAUCUGAAUCACACUCCACUGUUCCCCUUUUGUACUGUUGGCGACUACUUCCGCGGGGAUCCGUCCUCGGUUCAGAUAGCCGUCAGUGUUGCGGGUGCGCAUCUUGAAGAUGCUCCUCCAUCUAGUACAUUUCGUCCGUGGAUGUCCCUCCCCUUUCAGGGCCUUUUACACCAAGAUCUGUUAUGUGUAAUCUGCAGGCGGUCGCGAGCGCAGCCAUUAGAAUGUUUUAACAGCCUGUCCGUGAGCCUUCCUGCUGGUCGACACGGAAAUCUGGGCUACACACUGGAAGCUCUCCUCGGUAAAUAUUUUCUGCCGGACGAUCUGGAUGCUGUGGAAUGUCCACAUUGCAUUAUCUCCAAAACCAGUGUUCCUCAAGGGAAACCUUCGCUGACACCUCACUUGAAGCGAACAUCGAUUGCACGGUUUCCAAAAGUUCUUUGUAUUCAUAUCAGAAGAACUGUAUGGGGUGGCACCUAUUCCUGGAAGCGCCGAGAUCCUGUGAACUUUUCAGCAAACUUAUUUCUGAACGAGUUCUCAUGGGCCAAACACGUGGGUGCUAAUGAUACUUGCUCGAGGGACAUGACUGGAAGGAUCUCUAUAAAUGCCACCAGCAACUCUUCAUCACACGAAGCUCGUGGGGUGUAUAUCCUCAAAUCCGUGAUUGUCCAUGUGGGAGAGAGCAGUUCACGAGGUCACAUUGUGGCCUACCGCAAAGGACCGGUUGGAUCUCGUAAUGCGGAUUGGUGGUACUAUACCAGUGACGAUGUGGUACGGCAGACUACUUGGAAUGAAGUGGAAAAUGCUGAUCCGUACAUGUUGUUUUACGAACUUUCAAAAUGAUCGCUUAGUUUAAAAGUGAUUUGCACUUUGUAUUGCGUUGUCUUGUCUAAUUAUUCUGUGAUAUUAUGGCGACUAUGGGUGAAUCAAGUUGCAGUGAUGUUAAGUAAAGUUUAGCUGAUAUGAAAUGCCUGUCUGUUUUGUUUUUCCCAACGCACAGGAUAUUAAUUUAUAAUAGCUAACGUAAUCUUAUUUUCGGUUUGUCAAGGUCGUGAUGUUUUGGUUCUAUA
Paramacrobiotus metropolitanus is the source of this 2149-nucleotide messenger RNA. RefSeq names its product ubiquitin carboxyl-terminal hydrolase 30-like. Bases 366 to 1922 code for a protein of 518 amino acids. The record is from RefSeq and is a predicted model, not a curated record. NCBI's taxonomy places the organism in Eukaryota, Metazoa, Tardigrada, Eutardigrada, Parachela, Macrobiotidae. Gene Ontology annotation, cellular component: cytosol; nucleus. Gene Ontology annotation, biological process: protein deubiquitination. The transcript is spliced from 7 exons. Gene Ontology annotation, molecular function: cysteine-type deubiquitinase activity; cysteine-type endopeptidase activity.